AUGAUCCAGAAAUUCACUUGCGUUCCCAGAUCGGACUACAACGUCAUUAUAGUUUCCAACGGAACUGUUAACCAGAUCGAGUCGAAGUUAAUAGAGAUAAACGAACACAGUAAUAACGAAAUCCCUGUUAAUGCCCAAAUCACAUACUUGGACAAUUUCAGACAUUUGGUCAAACACUUGAACAGGCUUCCAGGGAAGACUUUCAACGGCAAAGUGUUGUUCAUGUUCUUCAACGGUAUGUCGUACAUUCAAGACAUCUUGAGCGACUUGAUCGACCACUACAACAAAUGCACCUUGUUCAACAGUCUUCCAUACUUUAAAUACGAACAUAGCGACCCUGCUGACACAAAUCAGUUCAACACUAUCAUGACCAUAGCCAAUGACAUCUUGAAGAAGAUGAGCUUCAUGACAGGCAGAAUCAGGGGCCUCUAUAUUGACGACUACGAGUUGAACGGAGAGAAAGUGUACCCUUUACAACGCUUGAUGAGAAACUUCCCCAGCGUGGAAAGAAUCGAGUUGUCGAGCUACGCCCAACUCUUCAUGAAUGACAUGAUCUUGGCAUAA
This is a messenger RNA of Scheffersomyces stipitis CBS 6054, 564 nucleotides long. RefSeq lists its product as uncharacterized. The transcript has 2 exons. The coding region runs from base 1 to 564 and encodes 187 amino acids. NCBI's taxonomy places the organism in Eukaryota, Fungi, Ascomycota, Pichiomycetes, Serinales, Debaryomycetaceae. The record is from RefSeq and is a predicted model, not a curated record.